AUGCUUUUGUUCAAGCUCAUUCUCCCAUCUGCGGCAAUUGCUGCUGCUCUCCCCACCCCCGAAAUCACCGAAGGCAAUCAGUCCCAGCCCUUCUCUCGGACUGGGCUUGUACCUUGGAACGCCGGUGCCGUGAAUCAAUUUCCCAUCCAUCCAAGUUGCAAUGCAACUCAGCGUCGCCAGAUUGAGCAAGGUCUUAACGAGACUAUUGCUCUCGCUGCACAUGCUAGGGACCAUAUAUUGAGAUGGAAAAAUGAGAGUGAGAUAUACAGGAAAUAUUUCGGUGAUCGCCCGUCCAUGGAAGCCAUCGGUGCAUUUGAUAUCGUAGUCAACGGCGACAGGAAAGAUGUUUUGUUUCGAUGUGAUAACCCAGACGGGAAUUGCGACCUCGAAGGUUAUGCCGGACACUGGCGAGGCGAAAAUGGCACGGAUGAGACAGUCAUCUGCGACUUGAGCUAUGAAACUCGUCGUUCUCUCUCAACCAUGUGCGGCCUUGGAUAUACAGUCUCGGAAUCCGAAACCAACACCUUCUGGGCUACUGAUCUCCUGCACCGCCUAUAUCAUGUUCCUGUCAUCGGACAGAACUGGAUAGACCAUUUUGCAAAUGGAUACGAAGAGGCCAUUGAUCAGGCAAAGGAAAAUGCAACACUGUCAACGCAUGACUCGGAGACCCUUCAAUACUUUGCACUGGAGGUAUAUGCGUACGACAUUGCUGUUCCGGGAAUUGGCUGUCCAGGUGUCCAACAUAAGCAUGAUGAAUCCCACGUGGAUCAAACAACAUCUGAGAAUGUGACUAGCCAGUCAGCUCCUACCGCAACAAAUACCAAUGCUCCUUCGAUAACCUCUGAAGCACGUCAGAAUUGCCAUACACACGAAGGAGGCGAGCUCCACUGCACCUGA
Messenger RNA from Penicillium vulpinum, 897 nucleotides. It is a transcript of the gene aspf2, whose product is annotated as major allergen Asp F2. The transcript is spliced from 3 exons. Bases 1 to 897 code for a protein of 298 amino acids. Gene Ontology annotation, molecular function: integrin binding; zinc ion binding; metallopeptidase activity. NCBI's taxonomy places the organism in Eukaryota, Fungi, Ascomycota, Eurotiomycetes, Eurotiales, Aspergillaceae. Gene Ontology annotation, cellular component: fungal-type cell wall; cell surface; extracellular region. The record is from RefSeq and is a predicted model, not a curated record.